AUGAACGAUAAUGUGCAUUUAUGUGAUGACUUUUGUGAAGCUACUCGUAAUUGUGACAUCUAUGCAAUGGCAAAUUACUUGAGAAACGGCUUUGAGCUUGAUUCUUAUGACAGUUUUGGAAAACCGCCACUGCAUUACGGUGUCUUAAGUGAGACUACAAGUGCAGGUGGCAAUUUGGAAGUUGUCAAGUUUCUCAUCGCUAAUGGAACAAGUAUAGAUAUAUGUGAUGCGAAUUGCACAACAGCUCUCCACCUAGCAGCUAGAGUUCAAAACGUUUCCAUUUUGAAAUUACUUCUGGCAAAGGGUGCAAACGUUAAGGCUGUUUGCAGGUCUGGUUGCCUACCAAUCGACUUCGCAGAUUUAAAAAGUAACCACUGGAUUGUAAGUUUCAAUCUUUUCAGAGAAAUUAUUUUGCUUUUACAUAACCAUGCAGUAAAUAUAUCGAUCCCGUCAGAAAGAGUGCCGUCGGUCUUGCACAAGGUCAUAAAGAAAUCAGUCAAAAAUAUGUAUUUGUAG
Dibothriocephalus latus is the source of this 516-nucleotide messenger RNA. Lineage: Eukaryota; Metazoa; Platyhelminthes; Cestoda; Diphyllobothriidea; Diphyllobothriidae. The record is from the annotation of a GenBank genome assembly.